CAGAAUUAAAACAAAAUACACAAAUUUGUAAAUCGACCCCCUUUCUUCUCAAAAUCAACGUUUACCGACGCAAACUUUGCUCGACGCCGGUCUCCUCGCAUAGUUUGGACAUUCUGCUACUUGUGCACAGGAGUUGACUAGUUGCAUUGCUCCAGCUAACUUAUCACGAUAUUUGUGUCUACUUAUUGGAUGUGACACAUAGUUACCCGUCUUAGAUAAAGAUGAAUUUGCAGACGCACCAGACCGGACAAGUGUCCAACCAAGCUAAUUCUAUGUUGCCUAGACUACCUCAGCAAAAUGGAAACCCUGUGUCUAAUCAGAUGCAAAAUCCUAAUGCUCGUCACAGUGUCCCAAUUAUCAAUCAGGAAAUUCUUCAAAUACGCAGACAUAUGCAAGGGAAGAUCUGGGAAUUUCUUGUGCAGCGGUGCAGACAACCUCAGGAUGUAGCCAAUAAAAAACUAGGUGAUCUCGUGAAACGUUUGGAAGAUGGUUUGUUCAAGUGUGCUACUACAAAGGAGGAGUAUAUGGACCUCUCUACUCUGGAACAGCGUUUACAUGCUAUUAUUAAGCGCCCAAUGAGUAAUCACAGUCAGCAGUUACCGCAUGCUAAUUCUUCCCCUCCUAUUGGUACAAUGAUCCCAACUCCUGGAUUUCAACAAACUGGUAAUUCAAGCUUGUCCGGGACUUCAUCCGUUGAUAGUUCCCUUGCAGCCAUGAAUAACUCAAACUCAAUCGCUUCAUCAGCCGUCAGUUCUGGUGGCUUCGUGCCAAUGCGGAACUUGUCUGCUGGAAGUGUGCACUGUGGAUUCAGUUCAUCUGAUGGUAAUUUAGCUACCGGAUAUCAGCAAUCAUCCAAUGCCUUCGUAUCCAUUAACGGUGGAAAUAGAAUGAUAGCAUCCAUGAGUGCACAGAGAAUGACGACCCAAAUGAUCCCUACUCCUGGAAUCAACAAUUCUAAUAAUAAUGACGUAAAUAUGAAUGCCAAUAACCAGACAUUUGUUAAGGUAGAGUCCUCGACUAGUGGUGGUGCAUGCCCCACUGUUGAGCCUACUAGCUCGUCACAGAUUAUGCUGCAAAAGCAGAAUGCCGGAAGUCAAAAUAGUCGGAUAUUGCAUAAUAUUGGUGGGCAUAUGGGUGGUGGAAUCAGAUCUACAUUGCAGCAGAAGUCAUUGGGAUUAUCAAAUAGGCCCGGGAUUAUCAAACAGGUCCCUGGGAUCACUGAGGGGCAUGUAACCGAGACAGUGUGUGGGACCUCUACAAAACCAUUGCAUCAACCGUUCGACCAAUAUCAACGACCGAGAAUGAGCGGUGACGGAAUUGGAACUUCUGAUGCUUCAGUGUCUGCUAAUAUGACCUCUGUUGGGUCGAUGAUGAACAAUCAUAGUUUGAAUUCAGGUUCCAUGCAAUCCAUGCCUACAGUAAGCCCUCAAAUGAUGACUAGCUGUCGGUCAAAUGCAUACUCUACUCAACAGUCAGCAACCAUUGAUUAUCAAUCAACUCAACAUCCAGAGAAUAGGAGUUUCCAACCACAGCACCUCCAGCACCCACAAGUUCUACAUUCAUCCCCUCAGUCAAUUCAGCACCGGCAAGUUGCUCAGAAUCAAUCUCAACAGAAGAACCAAACGCAAAACCAGCUCCUGAUGAAGUGUGAUUCUUCCAGUCAACCCCAGGCAGCUUCCGAAGUUAAGCCUCUGAUUAAGACAGAGCUUCUUGAUGAUAGUCAACUGUCAAACCCUUUCCAUUUACCUGGCAUGAGGAAUCAGUUUCAACAUAGCUCUCUGGAAGAGCUUCCUGGGGCUUCUCAGCUUUUGUUACUGCCAUCUGGUCAUCCUCGACAGUUUGGUGCUAACCCUCAACAUGAUUUUACCCUUUCUGAUAGCAUUAAACCAGAUGAAUCAAUAUAUCAAGGUGUGCUCAAUCAAGUCAACAACAGAAUAAUCGGGCAAGAUUUAGCUCAACCUAAUAAAUUAUCAUCAGAAGAAUCAGUGAUUGGUCGACCCGACUCUUCCCAAUUGGGAGAUGGUAUAUCCAACAACAUUAAUCGUGAAAAGCAGUUCAAGAACCAACAGAGAUGGCUGUUGUUUAUGAGGCAUGCCCGUCGUUGCCCAGCCCCAGAAGGGAAAUGCUCCGACAACAACUGCUUUACCGUUCAGAAGCUGUUGAAACACAUGGAAAAUUGUAAUAUGUUCCAGUGUACGUAUCCCCGUUGCCGAGCUACGAGAGUUUUGAUCAAUCAUCAUAGACGCUGUAGGGAUGAGAGCUGCCCUGUUUGCGUUCCCGUUAAGAAUUUCGUGCAGGCGCAACUGAAGCAGCUUGCCCGUUCUGAUUUUAAUCCCGGGAUGACUAGUUCGGUUGAUGUAUCUUUUGAUCCUCACGAUACUGCUGAAAUUGGGGGAAGAUCAACUGCAGACACUAGCCCGGUUAUUGCUGAAGUUCCGGAAGAGUUGCAACCUCCGACUAAACGCACCAAAUUAGAACAAGGCUCCCAAUUUGAAUGUUCUGUUGCAAUGAAUUCUCAUCAUUCGGAGCAGCACCAUGAUUCUGUACCUCCUUUGAGAUCUGAAAUUGCAGAAGUAAAAAUGGAGAUUCCUGGAAGCGUGGGACAAUUAAAUCCCAAAGAUACCGAGACGAUAAAGGAGACGAAACACGAAGUUUGCAUCCACAGUGCAGAAGUUGAUCCUGUAGCACCAAAUAACCCUGAUGGAGUUGGUGUUCAGGAGGACGUUAAGACUGAAAAUGAGAUGGAUCAGGGUAAGAUGGAAAUCACUUCAGUACAAUCUGAGAAUGCAGCCAAGUCUGGGAAGCCGAAGAUAAAGGGGGUAUCAAUGAUUGAAUUGUUCACCCCUGAACAAGUCCGUCAGCACAUUACUGGUCUUAGACAGUGGAUAGGCCAGAGUAGAGCAAAGGCGGAGAGAAAUCAAGCGAUGGAGCAUUCGAUGAAUGAAAAUUCUUGCCAGUUGUGUGCAGUAGAGAAGCUUACGUUUGAACCUCCUCCUAUAUAUUGUACUCCUUGUGGGGCACGUAUCAAAAGAAAUGCACAAUAUUACACUGUUGGAGCUGGUGAAACUCGUCAUUGCUUCUGUAUUCCAUGCUACAAUGAUUCUCGUGGAGACACUAUCAUGGUAGAUGGAUCUACUAUUCCAAAGUCAAAGGUGGAGAGGAAGAAAAAUGAUGAGGAGACUGAAGAAUGGUGGGUUCAAUGUGACAAGUGUGAGGCUUGGCAACAUCAAAUAUGUGCGUUAUUUAAUGGUAGAAGAAACGAUGGUGGACAAGCUGAGUAUACUUGUCCAAAUUGUUAUGUAGAAGAAGUUGAGAGAGGCGAACGCAUGCCAUUACCACAUAGUGCUGUUCUUGGAGCAAAGGAUUUGCCUAGAACAAAUCUCAGCGAUCACUUAGAGCAGCGAUUAUUUGCGAAGUUGAAGCAAGAAAGGCAAGACAGAGCGAGGCUUCAGGGCAAAAAUAUUGAUGAGGUUCCCGGAGCUGAAGCACUUGUUGUGGUACUAUUAUUUCAAAGAAUUGAAGGUGUUGAAGUAUGCUUGUUUGGCAUGUAUGUGCAAGAAUUUGGAACCGACUGUCAGCAGCCAAAUCACCGCAGAGUGUACCUCUCGUACCUGGACUCUGUCAAAUAUUUCAGGCCAGAGAUCAAAGCAGUCACAGGGGAGGCUCUUAGAACAUUCAUUGGUUAUUUGGAAUAUUGCAAAAUGUGUGGUUUCACAAGCUGCUACAUAUGGGCUUGCCCUCCACUGAAGGGUGAAGACUACAUCUUAUACUGCCACCCAGAAAUUCAGAAGACACCAAAAUCUGAUAAACUUAGGGAGUGGUAUUUGUCCAUGUUACGAAAAGCCUCAAAGGAAAGUGUUGUAGUUGAGCUCACUAAUCUAUACGAGCAUUUCUUUGUCUCUACCGGUGAAUGCAAAGCAAAGGUGACUGCAGCUCGGUUGCCGUAUUUUGAUGGAGACUAUUGGCCUGGUGCUGCUGAGGACAUUAUCUAUCAACUGCAACAAGAAGAGGACGGGCGUAAACCGCACAAAAAGGGAAUUAUCAAAAAGAGCAUCACAAAAAGAGCUCUAAAAGCAUCUGGUCAAACUGAUCUCUCAGGAAAUGCAUCCAAGGAUCUGAUGUUAAUGCACAAAGUGGAGAUCACUGGAAUCCCUGACGAAACUAAGGACAAUGAGGUCCUUGAGAGCGAAUUCUUUGACACAAGGCAGGCUUUCCUCAGCCUCUGUCAAGGUAACCACUACCAAUACGAUACCUUACGGCGAGCCAAGCACUCGUCAAUGAUGGUCCUCUACCACCUCCACAACCCCACAGCCCCAGCUUUUGUGUCUACAUGUGCUGUGUGCCACCUGGACAUAGAAGCGGGCCAGGGCUGGCGCUGUGACACGUGUCCAGAUUAUGACGUGUGUGGCGCUUGCUACCGCAAGGACGGGGGAGUUGACCAUCCUCAUCCUUUGACAAGUUGCCAGUCGAGCGAUCAUGAUGCGCAGAACAAAGAAGCCAGGCAGUUACGGGUUACACAGUUGAGGAAAAUGCUUGAUCUUCUGGUGCAUGCUUCUCAAUGUCGGUCUCCACUUUGCCAGUAUCCAAACUGUCGGAAGGUUAAGGGACUUUUCCGCCACGGUAUGGGUUGCAAGACUCGUGCUUCGGGUGGUUGUCCUUUGUGCAAGAAGAUGUGGUACCUCCUGCAGCUGCAUGCUCGGGCAUGCAAAGAAACAGAGUGCACUGUACCUCGUUGCAGAGACUUGAAGGAUCACAUGAGAAGGCUACAACAGCAGUCGGAUUCACGAAGAAGGGCUGCUGUAAAUGAAAUGAUGAGGCAACGAGCUGCGGAGGUUGCCAGCAAUUCUUGA
Messenger RNA from Striga asiatica, 4850 nucleotides. The record is from the annotation of a GenBank genome assembly. Lineage: Eukaryota; Viridiplantae; Streptophyta; Magnoliopsida; Lamiales; Orobanchaceae.